Molecule: messenger RNA, 579 nt
Organism: Necator americanus (New World hookworm)
Lineage: Eukaryota; Metazoa; Nematoda; Chromadorea; Rhabditida; Ancylostomatidae
Exons: 4
Coding region: 1-579 (192 amino acids)
Source: RefSeq, a predicted model, not a curated record
AUGGGAGGGGAGGGUGGCGUGGGCGGGCAUCUUGAAGACGUAGCACAAGAGGAGCAAUCACGUUACUGUAGCGAUUAUGACGGUGGAAUAGCGACGAAUGGAUCGAUUCUGUGCAAGCUCUCGCAGAAGACUGAGAAGGUUGGGCAGAGCUAUGUUCAAGGACGACACAAGAUGCGGGUAAUCGCGUCAGGCGAUGGCAUCAGCCCGCCGAUUAAAGGCGCGAUUAAGAAUAAAAGGACGAUGCUGCGUUAUGACCAUUUUGUAGAGUUUGAGUAUGACGUUCGCGUUUGUGAUAAGCUUUCCGGUGAGCACGAACACAUCGCCAAAGCCUAUAACCUGAGAGGUCAACUGCCUGAAGGGAGUAUGGAAUCUUUUGCAACAACCAUUCGUUUCGUCACGCUGAACCGCCGAACACUAUCGAGUGAACUUCAACAAGCCGCCCUGUCUAGGCUUCUGCGACAUCUCUGUGUGGCUUUUGCUGCACUGCAGGAAACACGCGUGAGAGAUCUGCCCGUCAUCAGCAUCGAAAAUUACACCAUAUACUGCGGCGAUGCUGAUGAGAAAAAAGUGGAUGGCUGA